AUGCCAUCAACAAAGUACACCAUCAAAAUAGUGAAACAAUGCGAUAUCGAUCCCGCAUCUGACCCGGAUCAAACACGGCGGCGAAGAAUAAGCGUUCGGUUGAAGCGACCGAAUCCGUUGUUCGAAAUGUGGCUAGAGGAAAUGAUUGCGAAAGCCGAAAAUAAAAACACAAUGGGGAAAAUUGCCCUACAAAAAGCCCUUACGUCCCUACGUCGGUAUCCUUUGCCGUUGGCAUCUGGGAGGGAUUGUAUAGCGCUGAUGGAUUUUGGUAAAACGAUCUGCGAGAACCUCGAUCGGCGGUUAAAAUCCUACCUGGCCAGUGGUGGACGGAUACAAACCGAGCAUAAUGCUUCUAUUGAAGCAAUAUUGAAUGAUGUACAGAGUGAACACUAUCAGGAGCUUACUAAGCACCUUCACCACGACGAGGAAGCAGCUGUAAUUGAAAAUAACGAUCCUUGUAAUGAUGGCAUGCCAGAUGAUUCUAUUUUUGAUCAAAUCCCAAUCACCACGGAGGAAGAAAAGCUCAGAAACAUCUCGCACCCAAAAGCAAUUCUCCUAGUGGACACCUGCGAAACUAUUGGCAAAUCAAAAAGCGGUCUGGAUAAAACACUCCAAGAGCUAUCUCGGAAUGCGAUCGAGCAUGAAGUACGUCGGUUAAGUGUGGGAGAUUUCGUUUGGAUAGUCAGGGAUAAUUCCGGUCAAGAGUUUCUCUUGCCUUACGUGAUCGAACGUAAGAGGAUGGACGAUCUCGCCAGUAGUAUCAAGGAUGGUCGGUUUCAGGAGCAAAAGUUUCGACUUAAGCAAUGCGGUCUGCCGAAUGUGAUCUACUUGAUCGAACAUCUGGGUAACAAUCGGCAGGUCGGUGUUCCAGAAGCCACGCUAACUCAGGCUGCUUUAAACACCUACGUGCAGGGCUUCACCGUAAAGUACACAGAGAAUCAUCAUCAUACCGUCUUGUAUCUGUCGGUCAUGACGAACUUCUUAAACAACUAUCUCAAGAACAAAUUAUACCUGGACAUUACCAAUCGGCCAUCGUCGGAAAUUAACGAUCCAGCUGGUUACCGCUUUGUCGAUCAAACGGUUCCCCUUUUCUCAUUCGCUUACUUUUACAAACAAUCCUCGAAAACGCGUGAUAGCACCGUGCGGGACAUUUUCAUGAAGCAGCUUCUGCAGAUAAAGCUGCUCACGAUCGAAAAGGUUAACGCCAUCGUAGAAAAGUAUCCGACGCCGCAAUGUUUGUUCCGCGCCUACGAACGCUGCCCGAGUGAGGAGGAGCGACAGCGCAUGCUGAAUAUCCCGUACGGUCCAACGAACCGGAUGAUCGGAGAAAAGCUCAGCAAAAUCAUCUAUCAUCUGAUGAUGGACGAACGGUACAAGCCGUGA
Molecule: messenger RNA, 1383 nt
Organism: Anopheles nili
Lineage: Eukaryota; Metazoa; Arthropoda; Insecta; Diptera; Culicidae
Gene: mus81
Product: crossover junction endonuclease MUS81
Exons: 2
Coding region: 1-1383 (460 amino acids)
Biological process (GO): DNA catabolic process; mitotic intra-S DNA damage checkpoint signaling; resolution of meiotic recombination intermediates
Cellular component (GO): Holliday junction resolvase complex; nucleus
Molecular function (GO): DNA binding; 3'-flap endonuclease activity; crossover junction DNA endonuclease activity
Source: RefSeq, a predicted model, not a curated record